CGCUUACUGAGAUCCGAGGGAAAAACCGGAGGACCCAGAAGAAAAUCCACGCGACCACGGGGAGAGAGACACGCAAACUAGAAAUAUACAUCCUUAAUUCAGAAUUGGUCUGAUGGAGCAAAGGCACUCAGCGCUGCUCGGUACAAAAAUGAAACAAUGCGACCAUUAUGCAAACAGCACGGAUCGUACUGGAAAUUUGACACAGCACCAGAGAACACAAACAGGAGAGAAACCCUUCAAGUGCACUGUAUGUGAGAAGGCAUUUGCAUGGUCAUCAUAUCUUAAAAAACACCAGAGAACGCACACAGGAGAGAAACCCUUCAAGUGCAGUGUGUGCGGGGAUGCAUUUGCACAGUCAUCAGAUCUUCAGAACCACCAGAGAACACACACGGGAGAGAAACCCUUCAGGUGCCCUCUGUGCGGGAAGGCAUUUGCACAGUCAUCAGAUCUUCAGAGCCACCAGAGAACACACACGGGAGAGAAACCCUUCAAGUGCAGUGUGUGUGAAAAGGCAUUUGCACAGUCAUCAUAUCUUAAAAAACACCAGAGAACACACACGGGAGAGACACCCUUCAAGUGCAGUGUGUGUGAAAAGGCAUUUGCACAUUCAGCAAAUCUUAAAAAACACCAGAGAACACACACAGGAGAGAAACCUUUCAAGUGCACUGUGUGUGAGAAGGCAUUUGCACAGUCAUCACAUCUUAAAAAACACCAGAGAACGCACACAGGAGACAAACCCUUCAAGUGCAGUGUGUGCGGGAAGGCAUUUUCAAGUGCAUUUUAUCUUAAAAUACACCAGAGAACACACACAGGAGAGAAACCUUUCAAGUGUACUGUGUGCGGGAAGGCCUUUGCACGGUCAUCACUUCUUCAAAAGCACCAGAGAAAACAUACGGGAGAGACACCCUUCAAGUGCAGUGUGUGUGAAAAGGCAUUUGCACAGUCAGCAAAUCUUAAAAAACACCAGAGAACACACACAGGAGAGAAACCUUUCAAGUGCACUGUGUGUGAGAAGGCAUUUGCACAGUCAUCAAAUCUUAAAAAACACCAGAGAACGCACACAGGAGACAAACCCUUCAAGUGCAGUGUGUGCGGGAAGGCAUUUUCAAGUGCAUUUUAUCUUAAAAUACACCAGAGAACGCACACAGGAGAGAAACCUUUCAAGUGUACUGUGUGCGGGAAGGCCUUUGCACGGUCAUCACUUCUUCAAAAGCACCAGAGAAAACAUACAGGAGAGAAACCCUUCAAGUGCACUGUGUUGUGUGGGAAGGCAUUUGCACAGUCACCAUAUCUUCAUAGACACCAGAGAACACACAGGCAUCAGAAGAUCCCCAAGGAGUGUAGUCUGAAAUCGACUUGUGGAAGUCAAAGUGCUGUAAUGAGCUUAUCCCUCCUGAAAAAAGAGCCAGAAGUAAAUUCCAGCUUGGACACUACGAAAUGUAUAAAAGUGAAAUGUGAAGAGGUGAAAGUGAAAUUUGAAGAGGCGACAGUGAAGAGCAAUGAAGUGAAGGUAAAAUGUGAAGAUGAAGAUUCAACUACAAAAUCGAACCUUCACAUCGGUGGAGGAAACGUGAAGCAGGAGGACAAUUCUGACUAUGAGGCAGAGCGAGGCAACUCCCAGAAGUUUGUUGAAGUGGAGGUGUGGGUGGACUUCUUAAACAAUACAAAGUCAAAUAGAGACCCGGUAGAUGUGUAGGCUUGAGAUGGUGAAGCUCCAUUAUUAAAGGCCUGUGACACAGGUCUUGUAUCUAUACCCUUUUUUUUUUAUUAAUAUUAAGAAUAAUUCUGCCAAUACUAUAUUUCUUUUUAACAGCCACCGGUGGCAACUUGGGAGCAAACAAAGACGAGCGAAAAACCCGUUUCCCAACUCCACAGCAGAUGCGUGCACACCUCGCUUCAAAGGCCAGAAAGCAUGAAAGAGACAGCCAUCAAAUGUCAUAAAACCUCCCCGACUUUCACACGAGAGGAAAAGGGGUCGCAAGAGGGUGUUAGAAUAACACCCACACUUCCAAAAGCCCCCCUCACAAUACAAGAACAGGCGCCACGAGGAAUAUAUAAUUAUAUUCUUUACGGCUAAAAAAAUAUAUAGAAUUAGGCCGUAAGGUGAACAAGGAAAAAGUGGCUAGAAAAUAAUUUUCGUUCCCACACCUGGGAACUACUUUUAAAAUGAAUUACAAUUCUACCACAGAUUCUUUACAGCUCAAAAUCACCUUAAAUUAUAACACAGCGCAUAUUUACUCAUCGGUAUCAUCCCUAUCACUAUCAGAGCCAUCAUCCCAUGUAGGUCUUCUGUUUCCUGUGAAACAUUUGCACAAUUUUGGCACUGACAUAAAUCAGUACAAGACAGUCUUGCAGACAUACAGUCUCACAUUUGCUAUGCUUGCAACUGCAGUGGACUGCCUGCAACACACUUUCAGGGGCAGGAUUUCUAGUCAUCCAGGUAACUGUUAACUCACCAUCCUCGAGGUGCCAUCCAUUGCCGACGGGUGAAGGGGCACACAUUAUACCUUUCAGAGAAUGUCUCAUUAUGGCUGCUUGGUAGUUUGCCCUUUUGCAGUGUUGGUACAGGGCGUCACUUGUAAGGGGCAUGGAUAGUUCUGGAAAAGCUGACGAUGCCAUACAGAAUGCUUUGUAUCUUGCAUCGUUCACAUUUUCGGCAGAUGACUGGCCAUACAGGUGGCACACAUGUGUGUAAAGUAGCUCAAAGGUAGACUGGUCUAGGUUAAAACUGCUACCCAGAUUUGUAAAAGCAGUCAUAUAUUCCUCUUUCUCACAAGCAACAGAAAAUGGCUUUCUUUGGCCUUUGCCAUAAAAGGCACUUGUAGAGUCACAACCUGAGAAGGUAUGGAUCCCAAUAAGUGCCAAACAGACACUUGUGCCAAGAGCUGACGACACCUUAGCUGAGUCAAUGAGCCUUGUUUUGUUGCCAACCCCCGUGAAAAAAUACAACCUACAUGGUAAAUCUGGCUGCAGACUUAAAGCAAUCACUGCCACAUCAGUAUCAGGGCUCUUGAUGACUACAGUUUGCUGUUCCUGUGCAGCAUGUGCAUGUAAAAACACCCUGGUGUCACAUUCCUCAUGAUCACAUGUCAGAUCUUCAACAGCACUGAGAGUAUGUAAAUCCUCCGGUACAGUCACGCAGUGACACAGGUCUCCGUGUGCUAUGUACAAGCUUAAGUCCUUUCCCACAGUGGUAAGAUCAGCCUCUCGCCACACAACACAGAGGGAUUCUGCCAGUGCUUCUUUGUUUGUUCCAUCUGAUAUACACUUUUUCCAUUGUGUUGAUGCCUUAUGAUCCCGUCCAUAAAUUUUCACCAGUUGUGUACCACCACCAGCUCUACGUGACCGUUCUAGGUUUUUAAUACUAAUUUUUGGGAUACUGGUCAAUCACAAAGUCUAUCCGUGUACAGUUUGUUUCAGAGAAAGUUUUACUAUGUACUGCAGUAUGGUCUCUGCAAGCUCUCCAAAGGUACUUGGUAUUGACCGAAUGGCUUGAAUGACUGCCAUGCCAUCAAAGAAAAUAGCUCUACUGAUCACUCCAUUGAUGGAUCCUGGGGCAACAACUUUGGACUCAAUGAGUAUGUCUUGCAGUCCUGCAUCUCCAAACCUUUUUCCUAGAAUGCUCAGGUAGGACAUGCAUGUGUGAAAUUCACCUAGUCUAAUCACUUUACGCUGAGUAAAGUCAUCUUUCCAGCAGAUUUGCUGAGCUUUGGCAUAUAUAGCUUUGUCAAAAACUAACACUAUAUGGUCCAGUUCUAGCUGAUUAUGAAUUUGGACACUUCGCUUCAGAAUUGUGUUUACUGUUGACAUCUGUCGGUGAAGCCUCAAUGACUGGAAGAUAAUACAGUGCUGACUUUUGCAGAGUGCCAUCACCUUGAAUUAAUGUAUGUAAACCUGUCCAGCUUGGUAUUGUGCAUCUUCAGCAUCUAUGGACUUUACAAAAACAUAUGCCAGUUCAGUUUGUACAGCAGACACCGUGUUCAAUUUGUAUGUGUCCGCCUGUAAUGGAACACUUUCCUGAUGAAACAAGUUAUGUGGUCCUUGUCUAUUAGACUGAUGGUACUGUUCGACAGGGAUGCUAGGGGGUACUUUCAAUGAGGUUUUUCCCUUCUGUAGUGGUUGUCUGUUUGUUGUUGACACAGGUUCAACUACAGAACUUUUCAGCAUAAUCCCAUUUGUGUGGUGGGUAGUUCUACGACCUGACAGUGUCUCCUCCCCAAAGUCAAUAUUGUCCCACACAAGUACUGUAGGAACCUUCUUUGAGAAUCCCUUUGGUAUUUUGUCUCUGCCCUCUAUUAGUUGAAGUUGGGCAAGGCUAGUGUCUAGACUGACAACUGUGUCCCAUGCUGCACAAUGUCCUAGUCUAUUUAGAAGUGACACAAUUUGUGAUGAACCUGUUAAAUGGCGAACCGUUAGACCAAGACAAUGAUUUAGGGGUCUGCCUCCAACCCUUAGAUGCAAGAUACACAAUGUCUUGACAGAUACAUAUCACUUUUAGGUUAAAAUCAUCUGGAAUAUCAACAUAAUGGGCCAGUGUUGGUUCCUCAGUUGCACCAAUAAUCCAGGAAAUCAGAUUGUACAGUUCAAUUGGAACGACAGAUUUUGCCUCGCUCACAUUUAGAUCAUCUGAUGUGGGUGGCCACGGGCAUUUCAUACCGGGAGAAUCGCACAGAAGCAUCUUUAAUAUUAAUGCCGCACUGUAAAGUGUCCUCGUGUCCUCUGAAAUAUUGUUGGAGGCCAUUGAACUUGGUCUAGCCCUGUUUUCACAGUCACUUUCGCUAGUUACCUCAGUUGACUGUUGUUUCUGUACCUGAUGGAUGUCUCAACGAAAACCAUCUCACUUAUGUUGCGCUUCUUGGGGUAGUGAAACACCAGCUGGGGGAAAUCACGGGCCAACCUACUUUUGAAAUGUGAAAAUGUGAGGGAAUUAUUAAUUAAUAUUUAUUAAUAUAAAAUAUUGCUGACUCACUUCUUCUGAGGUCACAGUAACUGAUGCACUAGACUUUGUCAAGAACCUGGUGUACGGUCUAUAACAGGCCUUGUGGUAUCGCACCUCCAGAGACACACAGUCUUUCUCUCGAAUAUGCACAAGAAUGCUAGUGUCUUCCUUCAUCUCAGCAGCUUUCAGCAAAUUGCCUGUAAAUAAAUAAAUACUAAUUAAACUAAUAAAAAACUGUGUUAAGAGUUAAACAAUAUUGAGUGUUCUGGCUGUAGCUGUAUGCAAAACAAUGCAAAUCUGUCUCUGACUAAAAUAAACAUUACAUAAAUUAUGUAAUUGUAAUUGAAAGUUAGCCAUGGUACCCAGUAUAAGGGAAUAAAAGUUCAAACGUG
Lethenteron reissneri (Far Eastern brook lamprey) is the source of this 5331-nucleotide messenger RNA. Its product is annotated as zinc finger protein OZF-like. The record is from RefSeq and is a predicted model, not a curated record. Gene Ontology annotation, biological process: regulation of transcription by RNA polymerase II. NCBI's taxonomy places the organism in Eukaryota, Metazoa, Chordata, Hyperoartia, Petromyzontiformes, Petromyzontidae. Gene Ontology annotation, molecular function: DNA-binding transcription factor activity; RNA polymerase II cis-regulatory region sequence-specific DNA binding.